ACAAAAUGGCUUCUGCGUCGCUACAUGGCGACCGCAGCCAAGUGGUUUCUCGUGGAAAGAAACCUCCUUCUCCGCUUGUGCAAGGAAGUAAAACACCAACACCAAGAAGCACUGAUACCAAGAAGCGUCUGAACAGUUCUGAUGGUAGCUCAAAACGAUUCGUCCCCGCGGCAAAGGUUCCAACACCAGCUUUCAAGUCCGCAACGAGACAUCGUCCUUCAGACGUCUUGAAUCCAAAGACUGUGGAUCCGUUUAAUGACACGACGCCAAAGUCUUCUUUUGCUGCAAGUUAUACAAACGGCGGAGUACCGUGCAGGUUGGUUCAUGGCUCUGUGAAACACAAACUUCAGUGGAGUACUUCUCCUGAUAACCUGCCAUUUGAUCCUGUGUUAAUUACAUUAGCAGAGGGUCUCAGAGAGACAAAACAUCCUUAUACAUUUGUUGCACGUGAAGGAUUCAGAGAAAUGCUUGAAAUUGAUGAUGCUACAUCUCGAACAUUACCAAUUCUACCAAAACUAAUUGUACCUCUUAGAGCUGCACUGGCUUCAAGUGACACGCAAGUUUUUCACAGUUCUUUGGAAGCUCUGGUGCAGCUCAGUUCAGUUGUUGGUUCUGCCCUCAACCCUCAUUUGAAGGCUCUUUUGCCACAGGUGUCAAAACGUUUUAUGGACAAAACUCAAAAAGAAAUAAUCCUGCAUGCACUGCAGAGACUUGAACAGAACUUGGGAAAGGAAAGUGUUCCAAUCAUCAAGUCAAAGAUACCAACAUAUCAGUCGGUUUGUCUAUAGCACUGGAUUGACAAAGCAUUGAUAAUUAAAAAUGAUGUUAUUGAAUAGAUUACAGAUAACAAAAUAAUAUGUAUUGAUAUUUUUGUAACCACAGAAUGUUGUAUGUCCCUGCUUCACAGAACUAGGUCUUGCUUUUAUUUAUUACUUUUGAGUGGUUAAAUAAUGAUUUUGAUUAUCAAGAUUGAAACUGGGGUUGUCUGUGACAGCAACUGGUGAAUUAUCAGCCUUUGUCAUUAACCUUUACCUUAAGCAGUUGUAAAUAAUUGAAUGUAAUAUUUAUUAAAUGUGUUCUCAAUCUGAUGCCUGUUGUGCCCUGAACUGUGACCCUGGAUCCAUAGGGUCACUUUUAGCAAAUUUUCAUGUUAUGAACUCAUUACUUCAUCAUAAUUUUCCCAUCUUGCUACAUGACAUGACUUUUCAAAUUAGUUCCAAGAGUUCGGUGUUAGGUUGAGACACAAGUUUCACAAGUUUGUCAGUUCUUAUCAAUGUUGGUUGGAUAAUGUAUUGAAAAAUUAUAGAGAGGAGAGGAAAUAUAUGUAUGUUAAUCACCUCAGGGAAGUGAGAAGUUAAAAAUGAAACAACAGCCCUGGUGCAUGCAGCAGAUUAACUUUUUCAUGAUUGGUCAAGUCAUGCCUGGCAGAGUAAAAUAUUUUUUUAUCAACAAUGACUGAAACAUGAUAUUUUUUCAAAAUUAUUACAAUUAUAAUUUUACAUUUUUUGGAAAAGAAGUUAUAAUGUUAAAGGACCCUGGACUUAAGGUUUUGCUCAUAGGUUGUAAACAAGGUUUAUGCAUAAAAGAAUGCUUACAAAUGUUCUAUGUGCUCUUGUGGUCACCAACUGAAGGAAAUUACAUGUGAUGUCUGUUUCAAAAACUAACUUUUUUUUCUUAAUUAAGUUAAUAUGUUUUACUAAUUUUAAUGUAAUAUCAAUAGUUAGUCAGAGUGCAUAGGAUUUACAAAAAUCAUCACAAAGUUUUUUUUUUGCAUAGGCAAAUGGCUACUUAAGAAAAACAUAGUGUAGUUGCUCAAAGAUUUCUUUUGAUUUCUAUCAUUGUAAAUACCAUAGUUUAACCACUUUAUAAAUGUGUGUAUAAAAGUGGAUAUGAGUGCUUGAUAGGUGUGUUAAAUUGGUGGAAGUAUUACAUGAGUUUAAAAGAUUCGGCUUGGCAGGGAAAAGCAAUAAAAUACUAUCACACUUUUUAUUUUCA
Pocillopora verrucosa is the source of this 1995-nucleotide messenger RNA. Its product is annotated as PACRG-like protein. Lineage: Eukaryota; Metazoa; Cnidaria; Anthozoa; Scleractinia; Pocilloporidae. The record is from RefSeq and is a predicted model, not a curated record.